Molecule: messenger RNA, 1179 nt
Organism: Elephantulus edwardii (Cape elephant shrew)
Lineage: Eukaryota; Metazoa; Chordata; Mammalia; Macroscelidea; Macroscelididae
Gene: CPB2
Product: carboxypeptidase B2 (plasma)
Exons: 10
Coding region: 1-1179 (392 amino acids)
Biological process (GO): fibrinolysis; proteolysis
Molecular function (GO): metallocarboxypeptidase activity; zinc ion binding
Source: RefSeq, a predicted model, not a curated record
AUGAAGCUCCACGGCCUUGGUGUCCUUCUAGCCGUAGUCUUCUUCUAUAAGCAGCAUGUCUCCGCAUUCCAGAGUGGCCAAGUUUUAUCUGCUCUUCCUCGCACCUCUAGGCAAGUUGAAGUUCUUAAAAAUCUUACCACAUCAUAUGAGAUUGUUCUCUGGCAGCCAGUAAUGGCAGAAUUUAUUGAGAAGAAGAAAGAAGUUCAUUUUUUUGUGAACGACUCAGAUGUAAGCACUGUGAAAGCCCAUUUAAAUGUAAGCAGAAUUCUAUUCAGUGUCUUAAUGGAUGAUGUUGAAGACCUCAUUCUCCAGCAGACUUCAAAUGACACUGUCAGCCCCCGGGCCUCCUCCUCUUACUACCAACAGUAUCACUCACUCAGUGAGGUUUCAAAAAAGGAACAAACAACUAAAAAUGCAGUAUGGAUUGACUGUGGAAUCCAUGCCAGAGAGUGGAUUUCUCCUGCUUUCUGCUUGUGGUUCAUUGGCUAUAUAACUCAAAUCUAUGGGAAAGAAACGAUGUACACCAAUUUUCUGAAGUACGUAGACUUCUAUGUUAUGCCAGUGAUGAACGUGGAUGGUUAUGACUAUACCUGGAAAAAGGAUCGAAUGUGGAGAAAGAACCGAUCUUCUCACGAGGACAACGCAUGCAUUGGGACUGACCUGAACAGGAACUUUGCUUCUAAACACUGGUGUGGGGAAGGUGCGUCAAGUUUUUCUUGUGCGGAAACCUACUGUGGACCUUAUCCUGAGUCAGAACCAGAAGUGAGGGCAGUGGCUGAUUUCUUGAGAAAAAAUGUCAAGCACAUUAAAUCUUAUAUAAGUAUGCAUUCAUACUCCCAACAGAUACUGUAUCCAUAUUCCUACAGUAGAAACAAAAGCAAAGAUGACAUGGAGCUGUCUCUAGUGGCCAGUGAAGCUGUUCGUGCUAUUGAGAAUACUAACAAAAACACAAAGUACACUUUUGGCCGUGGUGCAGAAACUUUAUACCUAGCUCCUGGAGGUUCAGAUGACUGGAUUUAUGAUUUGGGAAUCAAAUACUCAUUUACAAUUGAACUUCGAGAUAGAGGCAGAUAUGGAUUCUUGCUGCCUGAACGGUACAUCAAACCAACGUGCACAGAAGCUCUUGCUGCUGUCUCAAAAAUAGUCUGGCAUGUUAUAAAAAAUGUUUCAUUCUCUUGA